Molecule: messenger RNA, 2711 nt
Organism: Vigna unguiculata (cowpea)
Lineage: Eukaryota; Viridiplantae; Streptophyta; Magnoliopsida; Fabales; Fabaceae
Product: P-loop containing nucleoside triphosphate hydrolases superfamily protein
Molecular function (GO): RNA helicase activity; ATP binding; nucleic acid binding
Source: RefSeq, a predicted model, not a curated record
UUGUUGCACAGUGGCUUCGUUCACCGAAGGGAAAUAAGCGCAUCUACGGAAAAAAACUGAAAACACGGCGCCAUGGAAGCAGCAGCGGUAGCAACCUCUUCUCUGAAGAAGCUGAAGCGGAAACGCACUGUGGCAAGAAGCGAUCCUGAACUCGAGCGUCUGAACUCGCUUCCGUGGAACUCUUCUCUUCCUCAGAACGACGACGAUGGCGCUUUCUCCUUGUUCAUUGGCACCAACGAACUCGAAGGAGGGUUUCUUUCGCUCGAGGAGAUUGAUGAGGCGGAGUAUGGUUUGGAUAUUCCUGAACCUGAAGAUGGCAAGAGGAAGACGAAGAAGAAAAAAUCUAUACAGAAUGAAGAUGUGAAGAAACAGCAGCAAGAUGGAGUUGAUGGUGCUAGUAGUGACGAGGUCGAAGCUGAGUUGGACGAGAGUGUGAAGGCUAAAGAGAAGAAAAAGAAGAAGAAGAAGAAGACGAAAAAGAAGGAUGCUACGGAUGGCCAGAAAGUUGAGCAGCCAGAUGCUGGUUUAGAUGCUAAUGUGGAAGAUGGUAACGGUGAAGAGGACAGUGAUGAAACUGAAUUUUAUGCAUGGAAUGAGUUGAGGCUUCACCCUCUCCUAAUGAAAGCAAUUUACAAGCUUGGCUUCAAGGAACCAACACCAAUACAGAAGGCUUGCAUUCCAGCUGCUGCUCAUCAAGGGAAGGACGUUGUUGGGGCUGCAGAGACAGGAUCUGGUAAAACACUGGCGUUUGGUUUGCCCAUUUUGCAACGCAUUUUGGAGGAGAGAGAAAAGGAUGCAAACAUGGUUGAAGAACCUGGAAAGUAUUCUCCUAAAGGAGUUUUGAGGGCUCUUAUUAUUGCUCCAACUAGAGAACUUGCAGUUCAGGUCACGGAUCAUCUGAAAGCUGUUGCUAAGUAUAUUAAUGUUCGGGUGACCCCUAUAGUUGGGGGGAUUUUAGCAGAAAAGCAGGAGAGACUUUUAAAAGCAAAGCCUGAGAUUGUUGUUGGAACUCCAGGGAGGUUAUGGGAACUUAUGUCAGCUGGAGAAAAACAUCUAGUUGAGUUACAUUCACUCUCUUUCUUUGUGCUUGAUGAGGCUGAUCGGAUGGUACAAAGUGGUCAUUUUAAGGAGUUGCAGUCUAUAAUUGAUAUGCUUCCCAUGUCCAACAUCUCCACUGAAGAUAAUUCUCAAAAUGUACAAAAAGGUUGUGUUACAGUUUCUAGUUACCAAAGAAAGAAAAGACAAACACUUGUUUUUUCAGCGACUGUUGCACUGUCUUCUGAUUUUCGCAAGAAGCUAAAACGUGGCUCAAGUCAAAAAAAGCAAUCAUCAACAGAUGGAUUGAAUUCAAUCGAAACUCUUUCUGAGCGUGCAGGAAUGAGAUCCAAUGCUGCAAUUAUUGAUCUUACUAAUCCAUCUAUAUUAGCAGCUAAGCUUGAGGAGUCAUUUAUUGAAUGCAAAGAAGAAGAUAAAGAUGCAUAUUUGUAUUAUAUUUUGACUGUCCAUGGACAAGGUCGCACCAUAGUUUUCUGCACGUCAAUUGCAGCCUUACGUCAUAUUUCUUCCAUAUUACGCAUUCUUGGAAUCAAUGUUUGGACUCUUCAUGCUCAAAUGCAGCAACGAGCACGAUUGAAGGCCAUUGAUCGCUUUCGGGAAAAUGAAAAUGGCAUACUUGUUGCUACAGAUGUUGCUGCCAGGGGUCUUGAUAUUCCUGGUGUUAGAACUGUUGUCCACUAUCAGCUUCCACAUUCAGCAGAGGUUUAUGUUCAUAGAAGUGGAAGAACAGCCAGGGCCUCCGCUGAAGGUUGUAGCAUUGCUUUAAUAUCACCAAGAGAUACGUCCAAGUUUGCUUCACUGUGCAAAUCAUUUUCUAAGGAUAACUUUCAGCGGUUUCCUUUAGAGAACUCUUACAUGCCAGAGGUCCUAAAAAGACUGUCUCUUGCACGACAAAUAGACAAGAUAACAAGGAAGGAUUCCCAGGUAAAGGCGGAGAAAAGCUGGUUUGAUCGGAAUGCUAGUGCAGUUGAAUUAGUUACUGAAAAUUAUGACAGUGAAGAGGAGCAAGUGAACAAACAUAAGCAAAUGAAAGCUAGUUCUAGACAAUUGAAAAAAUUGCAGGAGGAGCUCAAUAUGCUGAUUUCUCGCCCAUUACAAUCAAAAUCAUUUUCACAUCGGUAUUUAGCAGGGUCUGGUGUCACACCCCUCAUGCAGGAGCAAUUGCAACAGUUAGCAAGGCAAAAACUAAGUGAUCACCAAGGUUCUACUCUAGGCAAAAAGGGAAAAUUGGUUGUGAUUGGUCAAGAUUGCAUGGAUGCACUUCAAGCUCUUCGAAGUGCUGGCGAAGAGGUGCGAAUGGAUAUCAAGGAUUUUGCCGGAAAACAGAGAAAUGUGGAGAAUUUAAAAAGGAAGCGAAAAGAGGAGAAAAAACGUUUGCGUGAUCAGCGUAGAAAGCAAAAGAAAAAGCUAAAAUACGGGGAUGAAUAGAAUUGUAUACAUAACUGAGCCAUUAGAUUGCUGGCACAGACUCUUGGGACCUUCGGGGGGUUAGCAUAGCUCGGAAUUUGGCCUAAUGUUUUUACUCUUCUUUAAGCAAAUGCUGAAUAUUUUGAACAACAAAUCUAGGUAGGUAAUUUUGGCUAGGGAGAAAGACUAGCAAAGGGGCAUAUUUAGCUUCUCUUUCCUUGCCAAUCAAAUAUACAAUUAUGUCAUGU